Molecule: messenger RNA, 1337 nt
Organism: Lecanosticta acicola
Lineage: Eukaryota; Fungi; Ascomycota; Dothideomycetes; Mycosphaerellales; Mycosphaerellaceae
Source: the annotation of a GenBank genome assembly
AUGGUGGCUUCCUUCCCCAAGAUCAAGGAGGUGAAGACGUUCAUCAUCCAGGGCGUAGGCUCAGGCGGCGAUUAUCACAAUGUCAAGGGUGGGCACUGGCUGAUCGACUCGAAAAUCUCGACGCCCAUGUCGGGUUACGAAGCCUACCGCAAGUCGAGGACGAGCUGGGGCAUCAAUGUGCUUGGAUCCUUCUGCGUAGAGAUGGAAUCGGAUGAUGGGACCAAGGGCUUCGCAACGGGUUUCGGAGGACCACCAGCAUGCUGGCUGGUAGCAGAGCACUUCCGCAGAUUCUUGAUUGGAGCCGGUAGGGGGAGCAUCGCAACGGCGGCACAUGGCGAGGACAUGAUGAUUGACAAUCGGCAGAUCCCAGAGACACCAACCACCUCUUCGAGCAAAUGUACCGCGCGUCGAUGUUCUAUGGCCGCAAAGGGCUCCCGACGGCCGUGAUCUCUGUGAUUGACCUCGCGAUUUGGGACCUGCUCGGCAAGAUCCGGAAUGAGCCAGUGUACAAGCUGAUUGGAGGUGCGACAAGAGAGAGGCUCAGCUUCUAUUGCACCGGUCCACAGCCAGGAGCUGCAAAGGCGGCAGGUUUCAGUGGUGCCAAGGUGGCCCUGCCAUACAGCCCCGGUGAAGGCCCCGAGGGGAUGAGGAAGAACAUCGAAUACCUGGGACAGAUGCGGGCUGAAGUCGGUCCCGACUUUCCGUUGCGGGUGGACUGUUACAUGAGCUUGAAUGUGCCCUACACCAUCGAGCUGGCCGAGAAAUGCAAGGAUCUGGACAUUGAUUGGUGGGAGGAGUGCCUCUCGCCUGACGACUUCGACGGCCAUGCGCUGCUGAAGCGGGCCCAUCCCACCCUCAAGUUCACGACGGGAGAGCAUGAGUACUCCCGAUACGGCUUCCGCAAGCUCAUCGAAGGGCGCAACGUGGACAUUGUGCAGCCAGAUGUGAUGUGGGUGGGUGGCAUGACGGAGUUGCUCAAGAUCUCAGCCAUGGCGGCAGCAUACGACAUUCCAGUGGUCCCUCACGCGAGUGGGCCGUACUCGUACCAUUUUGUCGUCUCGCAGACGAACAGUCCUUUCCAAGAAUACCUCGCGAACUCGCCGGACGGCAAGAGCGUGUUGCCGGUGUUUGGCAAUCUGUUCACGAAUGAGCCAAUACCGGAGAAGGGAUACUUGGAUGUAUCGGUACUUGACCGGCCAGGCUUUGGGCUGGAAAUCAACCCCUCGGCACCGCUCAUCGAUGCAGCGGGGAUCCUCCACCCGGCGCCUUCGAAGCCCCUGUCGUUGCCCUCGCAAGUUGCCGACAGCGGUGAGGGCCAAGUCGACGGGGUGUCCUGA